Molecule: messenger RNA, 1022 nt
Organism: Suillus subaureus
Lineage: Eukaryota; Fungi; Basidiomycota; Agaricomycetes; Boletales; Suillaceae
Product: Aldo/keto reductase
Exons: 9
Coding region: 74-1012 (312 amino acids)
Molecular function (GO): oxidoreductase activity, acting on NAD(P)H as acceptor
Source: RefSeq, a predicted model, not a curated record
CGGAUGCACAAAGUUGGGAUGUCCUCUGAGCGUACUUCCCUCGCACGGUACCGAUUUGUUCCUACUCUCAGCUAUGUCGUCUGGUACUGUCACUCUCAACGAUGGAAAUGAGUUCCCCAUAAUAGCUUUUGGCACGGGAUCCACCAUGAAAUUCAAGGAUGUCACAGACUACGUGGGCCAGGCCAUCGAGAACGGAUUUUCUCAUAUCGACACCGCACAGUAUUAUCAGACAGAAACCUACGUGGGCCUAGCCAUCAAGGAGAGCGGUCUUCCUCGCUCGAGUCUGUAUAUCACUACUAAGUACAGCUUUGGUGCAUCACCGCGGGAGGCUAUUCAACAAAGUCUGAACAAAAUUGGCCUUUCAUAUGUUGAUUUGUAUAUGGUGCACUCUCCGGAAGUCCUUUCUGACUUUGAAUCUGGGUGGCAAGAAUUUGAGAAAAUGCAGAAAGAUGGAUUGACAAGGAGUAUUGGCGUCAGCAACUUUACUGUAGAGGACCUUCAGAAACUUCUGAAGACUGCGGUUACGAAACCCGCCGUCAACCAAAUUCGAUUCCAUCCGUAUAAUUAUGCAUCGCACAAAGCUUUGCUCGAAUACUGCGCAAAGCAGAGUAUCACGGUGGAAGCAUAUGGAAGCUUGACCUCUAUCACACAGAACCCUGGAGGACCGGUCGAUGCGGUAGUCAACGCCGCUGCUAAGCGUAUAGGAGCAACUCCGAAUCAAGUGAUUUUCUCUUGGGUCAGAAGUAAAGGUGUAGCAAUCGUCACGACGAGCCGGAGCAAGGAACGCCUUCAAGAGUACCUUGCCGUCGAAGAUCUUCCCCCACUCACCGCUGAAGAAAUCGCUGCCAUCGAUGACGCUGGUGCUAAAGGCCCUCCCUCCAAGUUAGUUGUUGCGAGGAUUGCAAUGCAACACAAAUUCGAAAGGUCUCCAUCGUUGGUCAUGUGGCUGGCUAUUGCAAUUGUAUUUAGCUUUGCAACGUUUUUCGUUGCGAGAGCCAAAGCACUCGAUUGACUGGUCGAUG